Molecule: messenger RNA, 3369 nt
Organism: Neltuma alba
Lineage: Eukaryota; Viridiplantae; Streptophyta; Magnoliopsida; Fabales; Fabaceae
Product: receptor-like protein kinase 2
Exons: 2
Coding region: 1-3369 (1122 amino acids)
Biological process (GO): protein phosphorylation
Molecular function (GO): protein binding; protein kinase activity; ATP binding
Source: RefSeq, a predicted model, not a curated record
AUGAGGCAGAUAUUGGUAUUUUUCUUCUCUGUCUUCUCGCUUUUCAGUGCCUUUUUCUUUGUCGUCACCACUGUCUUGUGUACCCAUGCUUUCUCUUAUAACCAUGAAGCGUAUCUGCUUUAUUCAUGGCUUCACAGCUCACCCUCCCCAGCCCCUUCACAUUUCUCUGACUGGAACAUUCGUGACAGAAACCCAUGCAAUUGGACCUCCAUAACUUGUUCUCCUCAAGGUUUUGUCGCAAAAAUUGAUGUUGUUUCUGUCCCUCUUAACUUGCCUCUACCUUCCAAUCUCUCGUCCUUUCGUUUCCUUAGAGAACUUGUCAUGUCAGAUGCAAAUCUCAUUGGAAAUAUCACUUUCGAUAUUGGUGCUUGUUCUGGCCUUACUGUUAUUGAUCUUAGCCAUAACAACCUCACUGGCUCCAUUCCUGCGAGUGUUGGGAAUUUACCAAAUCUGGAGACUUUGGCCUUAAACUCCAACUUUCUCAGCGGAGAAAUCCCAAGUGAGCUAAGUAAUUGCACUGGCCUAAAAUAUCUCGUCCUUUCAAAUAAUCAGCUCGGUGGGACUAUCCCGCCUUUGUUGGGAAAAUUAUCAAAACUUCAGGUUUUUAGAGCAGGAAGGAAUAAACUCAUUGCCGGGAGUAUACCACAUGAGCUGGAAAAUUGCACUAGUUUGAUUUAUUUGGGGUUGACUGGAACCAGCAUAUCGGGCUCUUUGCCAGCUUCAUUGGGUAGGCUUAAAAAGCUUCAAAGGUUGUCUGUUUGUGAUACUAUGCUUUCUGGUAAGAUUCCAUCGGAAAUAGGUAAUUGCUCGGAGCUUGUUGAAUUGAGCCUAUGCAAAAAUAAUCUAUCAGGCUCUAUUCCAUCUAAUCUAGGGAAGCUUCCAAAGCUGCAGAUUUUGAGUUUAUGGGAUAAUUUUAUUAUUGGGGUUAUUCCUAAAGAGUUUGGUAAUUGUACAAGCUUGAGAACACUUGAGCUUUCUAUGAAUUCUCUAUCUGGAACCAUCCCUCUAUCUGUAGGUAAUCUCAUGAAGCUCGAGAAGUUUUUGGUUGCUCAAAACAAUAUCUCUGGUUUUAUACCUUCAACUCUUUCAAAUGCCACAAAUCUGCAGCGUUUGGAGCUUUACAAGAAUCAAAUCUCAGGCUUGAUUCCACUAGAGCUUGGGAGGUUGCAAAAGCUCACUCAGUUCUAUGCUUGGCACAACCAGCUAGAAGGAACCAUCCCUUCUACUCUAGCCAAUCUCAGUAACCUCCAAAAGCUAGAUUUAUCUUGGAAUUCAUUUACUGGAAGCAUUCCAAAAGGCCUCUUUCUACUUCAAAACCUCACAGAGUUGGAGUUAGUUUUCACUAAUAUCUCAGGAGCGAUUCCACUUGAGAUAGGAAGUUGCAGCUCUCUUGAAAGGCUGAAUCUUAGAAACAAUCGAAUUUAUGGUGAGAUUCCAAAGACAAUUGGUGGUUUGAAGAACUUAAACUUUUGUGAUAUCUCUGACAACCACCUGAACGGGUCAUUGCCAGAUGAUAUUGGUGGCUGCUUAAAAUUGGAAAUGAUAAACCUGAGCAACAAUGACUUGGAAGGUCCACUGCCUGAGUCAUUGUCAACACUACCUAAUCUUUUAGUGUUGAAUGCGUCUAAUAAUAAAUUUGAAGGUCAAAUACCAGCCAGCUUGGGUCAUCUUUCUUCCUUGAUUGAUCUGCUACUUAGCAGAAACAAAUUCUCUGGAACCAUUCCUCAAUCACUUGGUUUAUGUUCAAAACUCCAAAUGCUUGAUCUUAGUAGCAAUGAACUCACUGGAAGCAUACCAAAAGAGUUAGGUGAUAUCAAAACUCUUGCAGUUGUUCUUAACCUUAGUCACAACUCUCUUAAAGGACCAAUUCCUGCUGAAAUCUCCAAGCUAAACAUGCUCUCAGCGAUGGACAUCUCACAUAAUAUGUUGAAAGGAGAUUUGCGGCCUCUUUCUCACCUUGCAAGUCUUGUUUCUCUUAAUAUUUCUUACAACAACUUCACUGGCCAUCUUCCUGACACUAGGAUUUUUAGACUCUUAUCACCAGAAGAAAUUAUGGGAAACACUGGUCUUUGUUCUCGGAUUCAGGAUUCAUGCUUCUUUAAUGAUUCGCACAGGAAACAUUCGACUAAAAACAUGAACUCAAGAAUUCUUCAACUGGUCAUCGGGUUGCUGGUAGCCUUGAUAGUGACUUUUAUUGUUAUAGUGAUCAUUUCACUUCCCAGGGCAAGAACUAUAAGAGACAAUGAUUCAGAGAUGGGAAGCACAUGGACAUGGCAAUUCAUUCCAUUUCAGAAGUUGAAUUUCUCAGCAGAGCAAGUACUUAUAGGCUUAAAAGACAAAAAUAUAAUAGGAAAAGGAUGCUCAGGAGUUGUGCAUCGUGUCGAUAUUGGUAAUGAUGAAGCCAUAGCCGUGAAGAAAUUGUGGCCAACUCCAGUGCUUUCAAGUGAGGGACCCAAUGAUGACAAGAGAGGAGCAUGGGACUCUUUCUCGAGAGAGCUGAAAAUCCUCGGUUUAAUCCGGCAUAGGAACAUUGUGAAACUCCUAGGAUACUGUUGGAAUCACACCACAAGAUUGCUCAUGUAUGAGUAUAUGCCAAAUGGGAGCUUAGACAGUCUACUUCAUGAAAGGGAGGAUGAAAACUCUCGUUUGGAAUGGGAAGUUAGGUACCGAAUCUUGCUAGGUGUUUCACAAGGCCUUGCGUAUCUUCACCAUGAUAGUGACCCUCCAAUUGUUCAUAGAGACAUCAAACCCAGUAAUAUCCUCAUUGGACCUGAAUUUGAUGCUUGCAUUGCGGACUUUGGCUUAGCUAAGUUUGUUGACCACUGUGGUUUCGGAAACUCCUCCAGUAUGGUCGCUGGUUCUUGGGGAUAUAUUGCGCCUGAGUACGGCUACAUGAUGAAGAUCACAGAGAAGAGUGAUGUUUAUAGUUUCGGUGUAGUGAUGCUGGAAGUCCUGACAGGUAAGAAACCGAUUGAUCCAAGCAUACCGGAUGGGUUACACAUUGCUGACUGGGUGAGACAAAAGAAUGGACAAGUAGAAGUCCUUGACGCUGCCUUACAAUCUGCACCAGAAUCAGACAUAGAAGAGAUGAAGGAAGCAUUAGGCAUUGCCCUAUUGUGCUUAGCUUCUGCCCCAAAUCAAAGACCUACAAUGAGGGAUGUGGCAACCAUGAUCCAGGAAAUUAAACAAGUGAGUGAGGAAUUAGCAGAUUUUGACACCCUUUUAAAGGACUCUCCUACACCUCUUACUGGGGCUGGCGCAGAAACUUCAGAACCUGCAAGACCAAGCUCGUACCUUAAAAGCGACAAAGCAAGCUCCAUUGCAUCCUCACCAAGGCGUUCAUCUUUUGCCAUUGUCGAAUUGGGCUAA